Molecule: messenger RNA, 1128 nt
Organism: Gavialis gangeticus (Gharial)
Lineage: Eukaryota; Metazoa; Chordata; Crocodylia; Gavialidae
Gene: MANEAL
Product: mannosidase endo-alpha like
Exons: 3
Coding region: 80-925 (281 amino acids)
Cellular component (GO): Golgi apparatus
Molecular function (GO): alpha-mannosidase activity
Source: RefSeq, a predicted model, not a curated record
GUAGGGGGAAGGACUAGGAGUCAUUUCCAGGCCCAGCGCCGCGUGGGAAACAGAAGGCAGGCCGGGUCUGACCACGGGCAUGUGGUUGCACUCUGCUACAGGAGUCCUGGUGCUGUCAUGGUACCCACCUGGCCUGGCAGAUGAUAAUGGGGAGCCGUCCGAAAGCCUGGUGCCGUUCAUCCUGGAUGCCGCACACCGGUAUGCUAUAAAGGUGGCCUUCCACAUCCAGCUGUACAAGGGGCGGGAUGACCACACUGUGCACGAGAACAUCAAAUACAUCCUGGACAACUACAGCUCACACGGUGCUUUCUACAAGUACAAGAUGAGCACUGGCAGGAGCCUGCCCCUGUUCUACAUCUACGACUCUUACCUGACACCCGCCGAGUCCUGGGCCAACCUGCUCACCCCGACGGGCUCCCACUCUGUCCGCAACACCCCUUACGAUGGCGUGUUCAUAGCACUGCUGGUGGAGGAGGGGCACAAGCACGACAUCCUCUUGGCAGGCUACAAUGGCAUGUACACAUGCUUCGCAUCCAACGGCUUUUCCUUUGGCUCCUCCAACCAGAACUGGAAAGCAAUCAAGGCUUUCUGCAACUCCAACAACCUCAUGUUCAUCCCCAGUGUCGGGCCCGGUUACAUAGACACUAGCAUCCGCCCCUGGAACAACCACAACACGCGGAACCACGUCAACGGGAAAUACUACGAGACAGCCCUGCAGGCCGCCCUCAUGGUGAGGCCGGAGAUAGUCUCCAUCACAUCCUUCAACGAGUGGCAUGAAGGCACCCAGAUUGAGAAAGCCGUGCCCAAGAAGACAGUGACGCGCCUGUACCUGGACUACCUGCCGCACCAGCCCAACAUGUACCUGGAGCUGACCCGUCGGUGGGCAGAACACUUCAGCAAGGAGAAGGAGCAGUGGCUGAUGUGACUGCUCUGCACCAGCAACUUCUGAUCUUUACCUUACUGAAAGGUCAUGCUAAGUCUGCUCUGGAAUUCAGUGCUCCAGGGGAAGCUUGAGAAAGCAGCUAGAGCCUCUGAGUCUGCGUACAGCUGUUAGCUUGGCCAGGUGGCUCUAAGUGUUCUCCAUGAACUGCCCCUACACUUGACGUCACAGGAAGGUUAGAACGAGCA